Pelecanus crispus (Dalmatian pelican) is the source of this 3613-nucleotide messenger RNA. Lineage: Eukaryota; Metazoa; Chordata; Aves; Pelecaniformes; Pelecanidae. The record is from RefSeq and is a predicted model, not a curated record.
GCCAGUAUGCUUUCCAGCUGAAGGCUAUUGACAUAGACGGGGAUCAGCUCACCUACAGCAUCAGCGGGCCAGAGGCCUUCUACUUCUCUGUUGAACCCCAGACAGGGAACGUGACACUGAGGAACUCCCUGGACCGCGAGUUCCUGGCCAAGUUCACCAUCACCGUUGGAGUGUUCGAUGGGAUGAACCAAGCAGUCUCCAGAAAGCUCACAGUCAUCGUGGAGGACCGUAAUGACAACGCCCCGGUCUUCCGGAACCCUCCAUCCCCGAGGGAGUGCCCAAAGUGCCGCUCAGCCCGGGCCAGGAACACGAAACCCAACAGCGUUAUCUACACCGUGUUUGCCAACGACAGCGACACUGGGAACGCCUCCAAAGUCAGCUACAGCAUCGAGGAGGUGAUCCCAGACAGCACGAAGAAUCUCUGGCUCUUCUACAUCCUGCCCAAUGGGAACGUGGUGCUCAAUGGCUCACUGGACUAUGCCAAGAACACCUUCUACCAGCUCAAGAUCCUUGCCAAGGACGGCGGGGGGAUGUUGCACAACAUGUUGACCUUCCAGCAGAGCUCAACCUACCUGUCCCUGACCGUCGUUGACCUACCCAACCUGGACCCACGGUUCCUCAACGAGCCCUACUCCAGCUCUGUGCCUGAGAACUGCGCCCUGGGCACCACUGUGCUGACUGUCACUGCUGUGGACAGAGACACGGCGGUGAAUGACAAAAUCUCCUACAGCAUCACCAAUGCCAGCGUCCCCUUUGCUAUCAGUGCCACGACAGGCACCAUCACUGUGAGUGGGCCCCUGGACCAUGAGCAGCUGCCAAGUGAGGAAGUGCUGCUGGAAGUCACAGCACGUGAGAAGAACCUGGACAUCCAUGGCAAUGUGGCGCAGGCCAGCACCCUGGUAGCAGUCAUGGUGACCGACGUCAAUGACAACAAGCCCCAGUUCUACCGCUGCUCCCUUCCCAGCUGCAACUUCUCCACCAGUGCCCAGAACAACUUCAGGGGCAACAUCAUAGAGCACUCCUCCUCCAGACUGCCUGUGUCCAACCUCAGUAUCGUCGCCCACGACCCAGACAAGGGCAUCAACAGCAACUAUGAGCUGUACCUGCAGGGUCCAAAUGCCAGCGCCUUCACUGUCUCCCCCACAAAAAUCGUGGGCACAGGGCAGGUCCAGCUCCUGGUGCAAGACCCAUCCUCCGUGGACUACGAGAUAAGCCAUACCAUGAUGGUGCAGAUCAUUGCUAAUGACACAGGAAACCCCAAGGACUGCUGCUCCACAGCCACCGUGACCAUUGAUCUCACUGACAGCAACGACCACAUCCCCGAGUUCCCCCAGAGUACUUACAACCUGAGGGUGAUGGAGAACAGCCCUGCUGGCACCAUCAUCUCCCCAAACAUCACGGCCUAUGAUCCAGACAGCGGUGUCCUGGGCCAGAUCACCUACGAGCUGCUUCCGGAGAGCAUCCGUAAAAUCUUCACGGUGAAUGCCACAACCGGGGCAGUGCUGGUGCAGAACGGGAGCUUGCUGGACCGGGAGACUCGCUCCAUCUACUAUGCCAACCUCCAGGCCAAGGAUGGGGGCAACCUGGUGGGCACCACCGUGCUGGAGAUCACCGUGCUGGAUGACAACGACAUGGCGCCCAUCAUCGCUGGCUCCUACUUCAUCUCGGUGGAAGAGGGGCAGAACGUCACAACGCAGAUCCAGGCCAUUGAUAAUGAUGAGCCUGGCAACCGCAACAGCAAAUUGGGCUUCAAGAUCUUGCCAGGACCAUUCAGCAACAACUUCACCAUCAAUGCGACCACAGGUGAGAUGCAGAGCAAGGAGCCGCUGGACCGUGAGGCCUUGGAAGAUGAUCGGGGGCAGAUGGUGGUGACGGUGGAGGUGUACGACCACGGCAUGCCGCAGCUCAGCACCUUGGUGAACAUCACCAUCACUGUGGGGGACAUGAAUGACAACACACCCAUGUUCCUGAACCAGUCCUAUGAGUUCUCAGUCUUUGAAGACUCUCCAGGGUCCUUCGUGGGUGAGGUGGAGGCCACAGAUGCCGACCAGAUGGAAAUCAAUUCCCGCAUUUCCUUCCUACUUCAGAGGGGCAGUGGCUCCAGCAACUUCUUGAUCCGCUCAUUCCACCUGGGGCCAGGGUACUAUGGUGGGCAGCUGUCCAUGGACCCUGACACGUCCCUGGACUAUGACAACCUGCAGCAGAAGUUCUUCUCCUUGGUGGUGCUAGCAGAGAACACAGCUGCAAACAAUAUGGGGGACACCGCCAGCGUCUCAGUGGUGGUCCAUAUCCUAGACGUCAAUGACGAGCCCCCCACCAUCCUGCCAAUCUCGCUGCAGGAUGUGCACGUGAGUGAGAACGGCACACAAGAGGGUCUGGUCCACACACUGGUCGCCUCCGACCCAGACACUGCCCACCGGCUGGUCUUCGAGGAGCUGGCGGUCACCUGCUUCAAAGGGGCAAGAAGCGCUGGGGAGGUGUGCUGGGACUGGUUCGUGCUGGCACCCAACGGCUCAGUGCUGGUGAACAGCUCGGACAUUGACUAUGAGCUGUGCGACAGGGUGGUGCUCACGCUGCGGGCUGAAGACCUGUACACCAAGAAGGGCAACCGCUACAGCCAGAAUGAAACCCUGACGAUCCUCAUCACUGAUGUGAACGACAACACGCCACUCUUCCUGCCCAUCUUGGAGACCUUUGUGGUUGUCCCCGAAAUCUCUCCUGUGGACCUGCAAGUGGCUACUGUGAAGGCCACAGACGCUGACUCGGGGCAGAGGGGAACCAUCACCUUCUCCAUUGUCAGGGUGGUGCUCAUCGAGGACAACGGGGUCAGCCGGCCCUUCGAGAACCUCUUCAAGGUGGUGACAACACCUGAGCAGGACAGCUACGUCGGGAGCAUCCAGGUGGCCAGCAACCUCGAUGGCUCGCUGAAGGGGCAGUACCAGGUGACGGUGGAGGCUCGGGACGGCGAGGCACCGGUGCACACAGCACAGACCAUGCUGAACAUCUUUGCGGUGGAUCAGAGCUACCGUGUUCGCCUCCAGUUUGUGACAACGGUGGAUGAAGUCCAGAGUAAUGCUGAAAAUAUCAAAGUGGCCCUGACCACCGCGACCAAGGCAGGGGUCUACGUGGUAGCCAUCCAGAGCAUGGAGGACACCCGUGCCUCCCAGGCAGAAGUCAAGUCGGUGAUGGAGGCGUACUUUGUCUACAGCAACGGCACUGCCCUGGACGUCAACCAGCUGAGUGUCUACAAGAGGAAGCUGAGCGCGAUGAAGGCUCUGAAGGAGGCCACAACAUUCAGCCCUGCCACAGUGCAGCCGGGAGCUGGCAUCCCCGGGACCAACCAGUACAAUGCUGAGGGGGCCAACCCCAUGCUGAAUAUCUCGCUCGAUCCCUCCCAUGACCUGGGCUUCCAUGACGACUCCACCUCUGUGGCCAGCAUGAAUUCCCUGGAUGAAAACACAGUAAAUGCACCCAGGGACGACAACUUCAACGCCAAGCAGGGCAAAGAGCAGCCAACAGACCCCACCGACGAGGAGGUGCUGGUGGCUGCCCUGAACCUGAAGGAGCCCUCCAAAACGGCGUACAGCAACCAGACCUUCAACACCACAGACCU